GAAGUCCGCAGCAGCAGCGAUCGACUGGAUGUUAAUGUUUAGAAACCGCAGUAAACUUUUGACGCUGCGCACACAGUCACCAGACUUCAUUUAGCUCAUCGUUCAUUCACUUCUCGCUUGAUUGCAUGAAGACGAGGACAAGACCACCCAAUAUCACUCAUACUGUUGCCGUAUCCGUAGAGCCGAAUAAAACGCGUUACGUUAGAUUUGUUGUUGAUCGUUAAGUAGUUGAUCAUGAACGUGGCUAAAAGCGGUUAUCGUGUCUUCUCUGCGAACUCUACUCCAGCAUGCAUUGAACUUGCCAAGAAGAUCACAGAGCGUCUUGGUGUGGAACUGGGGAAGUCUGUCGUUAACCAGGAAGCAAACAGAGAAACCAGAGUUGAGAUCAAAGAGUCUGUCAGAGGACAAACAAUCUUCAUCAUUCAAACCAUCCCCAGAGAUGUCAAUACUGCCAUUAUGGAGCUGCUGGUCAUGACAUACGCGCUGAAGACGUCCUGCGCCAAGAACAUCAUCGGCGUGAUCCCAUACUUCCCCUACAGUAAACAGUGUAAGAUGAGGAAGAGAGGCUCUAUAGUGUGCAAACUGCUCGCUUCCAUGUUAGCUAAAGCAGGUCUGUCUCACAUAAUCACCAUGGAUCUGCACCAAAAAGAGAUCCAGGGUUUCUUCACAAUCCCUGUGGAUAACCUGCGGGCGUCCCCGUUUCUCCUGCAGUACAUUCAGGAGGAGGUUCCUGAUUAUAGAAAUGCAAUCAUCGUAGCCAAGUCUCCAUCUGCUGCGAAAAGGGCGCAGUCAUACGCAGAGCGCUUGCGUCUUGGUUUGGCCGUCAUGCACGGUGAAGCUCAGUGUUCAGAGUCAGACAUGGCGGAUGGACGUCACUCUCCUCCCUGCGUCCGCAACAGCACCGGACAUCCCGGAUUGGAGCUGCCAUGCAAACAACAAGCACCGUUUCCAGGCAUAGAGCUUCCAAUAAUGAUGGCCAAGGAGAAGCCACCAAUCACUGUUGUCGGAGAUGUCGGAGGUCGCAUCGCCAUCAUUGUUGACGACAUUAUAGAUGAUGUGGAGGACUUUGUGGCGACGGCUGAGAUUCUGAAAGAGAGAGGAGCUUAUAAGAUCUACAUCAUGGCCACUCAUGGCCUCUUGUCUGCAGAUGCUCCACGUCUCAUCGAGGAGUCGGCUAUUGAUGAGGUGGUGGUGACCAACACUGUUCCUCAUGAGUUACAAAAGCUGCAGUGUCCUAAAAUCAAGACGGUGGACGUCAGUAUGAUCUUGGCCGAAGCUAUCAGACGCAUUCACAACGGCGAGUCCAUGGCUUACCUGUUCCGUAACAUCACAGUAGAUGACUAGCCAUCUAAAAGAUCUGUUUUACAGACAGAUGUGAGGAGUUUACGCAAACCCUCUUACACACGUGUGAGCUCUGCCAUGCACAAAACAAUAUAUACAUAUAUACUUUACAUUGAUUUCCCAAAUAAAUCACUUUUAUUCUUCAACCAAAUAAACUCCCGCUGACAGAGUUGAUGCAGAAAUAAAUGAAAUGAAGAGU
This is a messenger RNA of Triplophysa dalaica, 1540 nucleotides long. It is a transcript of the gene prpsap1, whose product is annotated as phosphoribosyl pyrophosphate synthetase-associated protein 1. The coding region runs from base 235 to 1344 and encodes 369 amino acids. The transcript is spliced from 11 exons. The record is from RefSeq and is a predicted model, not a curated record. Gene Ontology annotation, biological process: 5-phosphoribose 1-diphosphate biosynthetic process; purine nucleotide biosynthetic process. Gene Ontology annotation, molecular function: magnesium ion binding; ribose phosphate diphosphokinase activity. Gene Ontology annotation, cellular component: cytoplasm; ribose phosphate diphosphokinase complex. Lineage: Eukaryota; Metazoa; Chordata; Actinopteri; Cypriniformes; Nemacheilidae.